AUGACCCAAAACACAUCAAGUCUCGGUCCAUUCAAACCAACGCUGAUCCUCCAUGGCGGAGCUGGCGCCCUUUCUCGUGCCAACCUCCCUCCAGAGCUAUGGACACGAUACCGUGCUUCCCUUUCCAGAUACCUGACAGUGACAAGAGGGCUGCUUGACUCGGGCGCCUCCGCGCUCGAUGCUGCCUGUCACGCUGUUACACUGCUCGAAGACGAUGUUUUGUUCAACUGCGGACGAGGGUCGGUCUUUACAGAAAAAGGCACUAUUGAAAUGGAGGCAAGUGUCAUGGUUUGUUCUGUCGAUCCGGCGGGCGCCCCUGCCGGUGGUGUAAAGCGUGCUGCUGCUGUCAGUCUCAUCCGAAAUACGAGACACCCCAUUUUGUUGGCCAAGGAAGUUUUGCUGACGGCUGACGAAGACGGCGGACUGGGAGGCACAAGUACCAUGCACUGCCAUCUGAGCGGUAGAGACGUUGAAGAAUGGGGGUGGAAAGAGAAGGCACUCGAGAAGAAGCCAGAUUGUUGGUUCUGGACCCGCCGACGAUGGGAGGAGCACAGAAGAGGCCUCAAUCAUAACACGUCGUACACUUUCGCCGAUCUCAUUUCAUCAGUCGAUCCCCUAUCGGAGCGUGUUCAAGCAGACGAGGACGAUUUGGAUGGAGUGAAGGAGUUCCCUAGCCAGGGGACGGUCGGCGCCGUGUGUCUGGAUUCUUGGGGUAAUCUGGCGGUUGCGACUUCGACUGGAGGAUUGACAAACAAGAAAGCAGGCAGAAUAGGUGAUACGCCGACCGUAGGCGCCGGGUUCUGGGCCGAAGCCUGGCACGAAGAUACCUACAACAACGCCAACAAUUUCACUCUAGGCUUGCAACCAUCGCAACAGUUUCUAUUCGACCUACGGAGGAGGGCCCCAGUUCUGGAUCGAGUCUGGACCCAUACCAGCAGCCUCUUGGGAUCCUGCCUUGCUGUGGUUGAGCCGGAAGAAUUACCGCCGUACUAUCAAGAGCAAGGUCCUCCUCCCUCUUACAGCGCCCCACCCGCUGCAGCUCACCGUACCUACCAAUCUCCUUCCUUCCCCGAUCCGCAUAGUGCUGAGACUCGACAAGCCGUUCGCCAACGUCGUCGCGCAGUCGCGAUGAGCGGCACGGGCAACGGCGAUUCAUUCAUUCGAGUGAACGCCUGCCGCACGGCUGCCUCAAUAUGUCGCCUGGACUAUCCGCCUGCCCCUCUCACCGACGCAGUCAGGGUUAUUGCUGGACGACAAGGCCAGUUGCAGCGCUCGGCGGGCGACCGGUGGGGGAAGACCGGAGAGGGCCAGGGUGGAAUCAUUGGGAUCGAGGUGGUGAGUGAGGACGAACCUGAUAGAAUAUGUGGUGACAAGGCAGGGAGUGAUUUGAGGUCGAAGAAGCGGCGAGGGCGUGUGGUUUUUGACUUCAAUUGCGGAGGGCUGUUUAGGGCGUAUUUUGAAGUCGACGAGAACAGCGGCACCGAACAGCCGAAGGUCAUGGUAUUCAAGGAGGAGUACUAG
Cladophialophora carrionii CBS 160.54 is the source of this 1521-nucleotide messenger RNA. RefSeq lists its product as uncharacterized. The coding region runs from base 1 to 1521 and encodes 506 amino acids. Gene Ontology annotation, molecular function: hydrolase activity. The transcript has a single exon. The record is from RefSeq and is a predicted model, not a curated record. NCBI's taxonomy places the organism in Eukaryota, Fungi, Ascomycota, Eurotiomycetes, Chaetothyriales, Herpotrichiellaceae.